CACAACAUCCCAAAUUUAAAACAACCCUUUCUAUUUCCGAUUCCAAACCACACAUAUACUACAAUGUCUUCCUUCAAGCUCCUCGUUGCUCUCAUCCCCGCCUUCGCUGCCGCCGCCUGCGUCGGCCCAGCCGUCAACGACGCAACACUCGACCUCCUGAAAGGCUACGAGAAGAUGAUCCCAAACCCCUACGACGACGGCUACGGAAAUCCCACCAUCGGCUACGGCCACCUGUGCCAGGACUUUUCCUGCUCCGACGUCUCCUACUCGCAGCCUCUCACUGAAGAGACCGCGACGAAGCUGUUGGCCGAUGACUUGGAGGGCUUCCAAGACGCCGUGACCAAUGCCUUCGCCGACGCCGUCACCCUCAACGAUAAUCAAUACGGCGCUCUGGUCUCCUGGACCUUCAACGUCGGUGCGGGCGGUAUGCAAUCGUCCUCUCUUGUCCGACGUAUGAAUAACGGGGAGGACGUGGAUGUCGUUGCGGAGGAGGAGUUGCCGAAGUGGGUGCAUGCGAACGGCGCGGUCUCUGAGGGUCUGGUGAAUCGUCGGAAUGCUGAGCUGGAGUUGUUCGCCACGGCGAGUAAGGGCGAAGGUCUGCCUGCUCCUUGUUAGAUGGAGAUUGGGGGGUUAUAGGUCCGUGUUGUGAUGGCUUACUUCAACCUCUUGAAACGGGAUGGAUUAGAUGAGGGAAUGUGUAUAGCAACAUCGUGAGUUUGGCUUUUGAUGAGAUUGCAAUGGAGCUAGUAGGUGGAAUUUGGGGUUUCAUUCAUUUGAUUUAACCAUCGUCUUAUGAGAAUAUAUACCGCGAGGUAUCGGUCUAUUUC
Aspergillus steynii IBT 23096 is the source of this 827-nucleotide messenger RNA. Its product is annotated as lysozyme. The record is from RefSeq and is a predicted model, not a curated record. Gene Ontology annotation, molecular function: lysozyme activity. Gene Ontology annotation, biological process: cell wall macromolecule catabolic process; peptidoglycan catabolic process. The transcript has 2 exons. Bases 64 to 615 code for a protein of 183 amino acids. Lineage: Eukaryota; Fungi; Ascomycota; Eurotiomycetes; Eurotiales; Aspergillaceae.